This is a messenger RNA of Helianthus annuus (common sunflower), 1079 nucleotides long. RefSeq lists its product as uncharacterized. Bases 233 to 733 code for a protein of 166 amino acids. The record is from RefSeq and is a predicted model, not a curated record. The transcript has a single exon. NCBI's taxonomy places the organism in Eukaryota, Viridiplantae, Streptophyta, Magnoliopsida, Asterales, Asteraceae.
AGUUUAAUGACCAACGUGUAGAACAUCACCGACGUAUCAACAUACAGGUUGUAUUACAUUUAUCGAAGCAAUUUAUCGAAGGAAGUGUCAAGUGAUUAUUGAUCUAUUCAGGAUCUAUCAUUUACCAACGUGGCAAGGCAAGUGGUUGAUUAAACAAUUGCUAUCUAUCUUCAAAUCCUCAUUAUAAAUACGCCCACCCACCCUCACUUCUCAUGCAACAAGCCAGCCAACAAUGGGUAUUUGCACUUCUUGCCACUCAACCGCCGUCGUCACCGCAAAACUAAUAUUACCCGACGGCAGAUUACAAGAAUUCAUCUACCCCACCAAAGUUCACCACGUCCUUAACAAAAACCCUUCAAUCUUUAUAUGCAACGCCGACGAAAUGGACUUCGACGACUUCGUUUCGCCCAUCAAAGACCAUGAGGAGCUUCAACCCGGGCAACUUUACUUUGCCCUUCCCCUUAAAAGGUUGAAGCACCCGCUUCAACCUGAGGAGAUGGCCGCAUUGGCCGUCAAGGCCAGCGCCGCACUGGCAAAAUGCAGUGCUGGCCAGCGUCGUAAAACAAAUAUUUGUUUCACGACGCCGCGGGUUAAAAGUUCUAGUAGGGUGGCGGAUGUUGAGACUGUCGGGUUGGGCCGGAGGAGUUGCCGUAGUGGCGGUCGUGGUGGCGGUGGUGGUGGUGGUGGGAAGAGGGGGAGCUUUAGGGUUAUGUUGAGUGCUAUACCGGAGUGAAGUGUUGGUUAAAGUUAAGUUGGUUGGUUUAGUAGUUGUGGUAAAUUGGUUGUAUGUGUGAAUUGGCGAUUACUUUUGCGACGGUGUCGUUUUUUAGCCGUUCACUUUGUAUACCUUACCAUAUUGGGAAUAUUGUCACUUUUUUACCCAUGAUAUGGGUUGUUAAGAAAAUCUAAUGCCUUUGUUUUUCUAUGAGUUGCCUUUUGAAAGAGCUUUGCUUUUGAUAUAAGAACUUUAUGGUUAAAUGAAAAGUCGAUGUAAUGUAUGAUGACUAUAGGGAUGUAAUGUAACAUGAGCAUCCUGGAUUCAUAGUUUUUUCUACUGGUGUAAUUAUGUUUUUGUGUAA